Messenger RNA from Saprolegnia parasitica CBS 223.65, 234 nucleotides. RefSeq lists its product as hypothetical. Bases 1 to 234 code for a protein of 77 amino acids. The transcript is spliced from 2 exons. The record is from RefSeq and is a predicted model, not a curated record. Lineage: Eukaryota; Oomycota; Saprolegniomycetes; Saprolegniales; Saprolegniaceae.
AUGCGAGGCCAUGCCGCCGUCACCAAGAUGGCAUUCGCCAAGCCCACGCCGGACGACACGCGCCGCCUCGACAUGGAGAUCGCCAAGCCAACACCCGAUGACACCCGCCGACUCGAGAUGGCGAUCGCCAAGCCAACACCCGAUGACACCCGCCGCCUCGACAUGGAGAUCGCCAAGCCGACGCCCGAUGACACGCGCCGCCUCGAUACGGCCACCGGCAACUUGCGCGGCUAA